This is a messenger RNA of Magnolia sinica, 2020 nucleotides long. Its product is annotated as protein root UVB sensitive 3. Bases 133 to 1434 code for a protein of 433 amino acids. The transcript is spliced from 16 exons. NCBI's taxonomy places the organism in Eukaryota, Viridiplantae, Streptophyta, Magnoliopsida, Magnoliales, Magnoliaceae. The record is from RefSeq and is a predicted model, not a curated record.
GCGCGAGUACAUUUUAAGCAUUCCUCGCAAUGUACCAGAAAACCCCUCUUUGGGUCAGUCAAAACGCCCGGCAUCAGCAGAGCAGCGGUUGUUAGUUUUUCUGCAGCUGCCAUCGAACAAGACGACGCCGUUAUGACGAUAACGGUGGUGGAAGAAUGGAGCGGAUCUUCUUCUUCUAAGCUCUCCAAAACCGCCGUUAUAACGGCGGAUUCCUCUUCAUCUCUCUCUCUCCAAAGGUGCGGAAGUGGAUUCAAUGAGGUUCGGAGGCGGAUUCUCAAUGCAUUCGUACCGGAGGGCUUUCCGAGCAGCGUGACACCUGAUUACGUUCAAUUCCAAGUAUGGGAUUCCUUGCAGGGCCUGUCAACCUAUAUACGCAGCAUGCUUUCUACUCAGGCUCUCUUGAGUGCUAUUGGAGUUGGUCAGAAAUCUGCAACUGUCAUCAGUGCCACAUUUCAGUGGUUUUUGAGGGAUUUUACUGGGAUGCUUGGAGGUAUCUUAUUCACUUUUUACCAGGGUUCUAAUCUGGAUAGCAGUGCUAAGAUGUGGCGUUUAGUAGCUGAUUUUAUGAAUGACCUUGGAAUGUUGAUGGACCUGGUGUCUCCUCUGUUUCCAUCAGCUUUUGCCUUCAUACUCUGCUUAGGCAGUCUGUCAAGAUCAUUUACUGGUGUUGCAAGUGGAGCGACUAGAGCUGCUUUGACACAACAUUUUUCACUUGAAAAUAAUGCUGCGGAUAUCUCUGCCAAGGAGGGAAGCCAAGAGACAGUUGCAACUAUGGUUGGAAUGAUGUUGGGAAUGGUUCUUACUCAUGUUACUAUGGGAAACCCCCUUGCUAUUUGGUUCUCUUUUCUGUCUCUCACUGUUUUCCAUAUGUAUGCAAACUACAAGGCUGUCCGGUGCCUUUCGCUGACAACACUAAACAAUGAAAGAAGCUCGAUACUUUUGCAGCACUUUAUGGAAACUGGCCAAGUCCUCUCUCCACAACAGGUCUCACUUAUGGAGCAUGUUUUACCAGUUUGGACUAGUUUGUGGAGGUCAAAGAGUGCUAAACUACUACACAAGCAUAUACACUUAGGUGUGAGGGUCUCAUUGCUAAAACAUUCUGAAAUGAUGGAGCUUUUAGGUGCUACAGGUUCUCACUACAACAAAGUUAAUUACAUUCUCUUGGAGAGAAAAGGAGUCGUCAGCAUUAUUACUCAUAAACAGUCCACAGCUGCUGAUGUUUUACAGUCAUUUAUACAUGCUCUUGUGGUAGCAAGCCUUGUGGAUAAAACUGGAUCCGUGCAUGCAGAAAGCCACCUAUGGAUGGAUAAAUAUUACACGGUUUUCAUAACAAAGCUGCAGUCAUCAGGAUGGAAGACGGAACGUCUUCUAUCGCCUUCGAUUGUUUGGAGGGCACAUUGGAUUCAUGGUCCUUCGGAUGAAAAGAUCAACUAGGUUGGCCAAUGAAGAGUGGGCUGGACUGGAUGGACAUUGGAAAUAUAUAACUCAAACUUCCCUCAUGACCAAGAAAUGAUUAUGUGGACAUGCCAGGGCUAUUCAUUUGAGAGAUUGAAAAGAUCAUUCUGUGGGGUGUGCUGGACACAUGUGAGAUUUGGGCCAUUGAUUGGAGAGGCCCACCAUGACCAUUGCCCUAGCCCAGCAGUCUGUUCUCUGGUCUGCUCAUCAGGUGAGAAACAUGUUAUGUGUGGCCCAUUUGCUGUCUUUCCUUAUUUAUUUUGUAUUGGAAAUACAUGAAGAAUAGCAGAACUGUGAAAAGGAUCCAAUAUAAAGAUCACUUGGGGGGCAAAAUUGGACCAAUCCAUUCAUUAGGUGGGCCACAAACAUACUUUUUGAGACAAAUCAGCUGCUGUCAUAUUGAUUACAACCAAUUAGCCAUCCUAAUGAGUUGAUCAUUUGGUUUCGCUUUUAUGAUCUUUAUGAUCAGGUCCAGUCCACUUUUUUAAAACGGUACGUUCCAACCCAAUUGACACAUUUUCAGUAAACAAAUUCAGUGCAUUUUUUGGUCUCUGACCUCUACAAA